Messenger RNA from Chanos chanos (milkfish), 1667 nucleotides. RefSeq names its product ADP-ribosylation factor GTPase activating protein 1 (gene arfgap1). The transcript is spliced from 13 exons. NCBI's taxonomy places the organism in Eukaryota, Metazoa, Chordata, Actinopteri, Gonorynchiformes, Chanidae. The coding region runs from base 218 to 1483 and encodes 421 amino acids. Gene Ontology annotation, molecular function: GTPase activator activity. The record is from RefSeq and is a predicted model, not a curated record. Gene Ontology annotation, biological process: regulation of ARF protein signal transduction; regulation of endocytosis. Gene Ontology annotation, cellular component: Golgi membrane.
GCUAGCAAGCUACCGGUAAAUCGAACUGUAAAUACCACCAUCAAGUAACUUGGCUGAUGGAACGUCUUUUAGGUCAUAGCCUUUCAAUACUCUGUCUCAAGUGUAAUUUUAACUGAUCGUCUAAACUUGUAGAUCUUAGCCCCUUCCAGCAAGCCUCCUGUUAAAUCUCAAUACCAGUUUGGAAUUUGUGUGGAUCACAGUCUUGAAGUAAGACUAAAUGGCUAGCCCACGGACCAGAAGAGUGCUGAAGGAAGUAAGAACCCAGGAUGAGAACAAUGUUUGUUUCGAGUGUGGAGCAUUCAACCCCCAGUGGGUGAGUGUGACUUAUGGGAUAUGGAUUUGUCUGGAGUGCUCUGGCAAACAUAGAGGCCUGGGAGUCCAUCUGAGCUUUGUGCGAUCUGUUUCAAUGGACAAGUGGAAGGAUAUAGAGCUGGAGAAGAUGAAGGCUGGAGGAAAUGGAAAGUUCAGGCUGUUCCUGGAGCUACAGGACGAUUACGACCCCAACUGGACCCUGCAAGAGAAAUACAACAGCAGAGCGGCUGCUCUCUUUAGGGACAAGGUAUCAACUCUGGCUGAAGGGAAAGAAUGGUCCAUUGAAAAUUCACCCGCCAAGGACUGGACUCCUCCUCAGCCCAAGACAGGCUUGUCUUCUUCUCACCGGAGUGUUGCUGGUCCAGGGCAGAAUUCCUCCCACUCCUCAGACAAGGCCUUUGAAGACUGGCUCAGUGACGAUGUUAACUCCUACCAAAGUGGAGGCGGCUAUAGCAGUCAGGAUAAUCGCUAUGUCGGCUUCGGCAACACUCCCAACCCUCCGAAAAAAGAGGACGAUUUCCUGAACAAUGCCAUGUCUUCCAUAUAUUCGGGCUGGAACAGUUUCACGGUUGGAGCAAGCAAAUUUGCUUCUGUGGCAAAAGACAACACGGCAAAACUUGCCAGCCAAGCAAGCAUGAAGGCUGCAGAGUUAGGCCAGACAGUAAAUGAGAAUAUAAUCAAACCUACCCAAGAAAAGGUUAAAGAAGGAAAAUUACUGGAUGAAAUGGCCGUCGGCAUCACGGGGUUAGCUGUCAAGGUCCAGGGCGCUGGCGCUAAGGGAUGGAAGGACAUGACUUCUUUCUUAAGUGGGAAAACCGAGGACUCUGCUGACAGGUUGCCGACUGGAGAAGGCUAUCAGAAUAUGGAUCCAUCUGAGGGUUACCAGAGCAGCGCUGGGGCGACUCAGGACGGCUGGGAGACCUUCGGCAGCGACUCCAAACCCAAGAAGUCACCCAGCAGUGAUAGCUGGACCAUUGCUGACAACUCUGCUGAAAAGAAGAGCUCAGACAGCUGGGACAACUGGGGUUCGGAGGCCCAGUCCAACAACAAACACAGCACUGGUGAUAGCUGGGAAGCCUGGGACAACAACUGGGAGAACGUCGGCGAGAGCAAGACCAAGAAGAGCCCCGUGAAGCCUGUGGAAGAGUCCUGGGAUAAUGCUGACUGGUAGAGAUGGGCUCAUUGUCGUUAAUGUAUCACGAACUACCUGAUUCCUGAGUAUGAAAAUUCCCUUUCCACCUAUGGCUGGGUGUAUUCAGAUAUAUAUAUGUUUUUUUUCCCUUUUCGUCUUCUGUCCAAUGUGUUAUGGAGUGUUUUGUUUUGUUCUAGAAGAAUUACAGAAGUUCCUAUGCUGA